Messenger RNA from Lepisosteus oculatus (spotted gar), 3909 nucleotides. The record is from RefSeq and is a predicted model, not a curated record. Lineage: Eukaryota; Metazoa; Chordata; Actinopteri; Semionotiformes; Lepisosteidae.
GCCAGGGGGCAACAUGGAGCCCGAAGGAAUGCAGCUGGAGACGGAUAUAAAAACCAGGAGACGGGGUGAGAAAAGGAAACCGUCGUAAACUGGCCUUAGAGGAGAUAUCGCCGGUAGAAGUAGAGCUUAUACGCGGCUACUAACUUGGAGGCGACGUGAAGAAACAGGAAUCCCAAGAGUGAAGAGCGCAGAGUGCAGGGAUGGAGCUGCCGGGGGUCUGGAUUGUGGUGCUGCUGGGAGGCCUGCUCCCCCAAUCCCGCGGUCACAACGACUUUUUUACGUCCAUCGGCCAGAUGACCGAUCUGCUGUACACUGAGAAGGACCUGGUCACCUCUCUGAAGGACUACAUUAGAGCAGAAGAGAGCAAGCUGGAACAGGUCAAACAGUGGGCAGAGAAGUUGGACAAGCUUACUGCCAUGGCGACGCAGGACCCCGAGGGGUUCCUGGGCCACCCUGUCAAUGCCUUCAAACUGAUGAAGAGGCUGAACACGGAGUGGGGCGAGUUGGAGAGCCUAGUGCUCAGGGACAUGUCUGAUGGAUUUAUCUCCAACCUGACCAUCCAGAGGCAGUAUUUCCCUAAUGAUGAGGACCAGACGGGGGCAGCCAAGGCCCUGCUGAGACUGCAGGACACAUACAAUCUGGAUACACAGACCCUGUCCACUGGGGACCUGCCUGGUCCCCUUGUAGGUGUGACGUACAAGUCCACACUAACAGCAGAUGACUGCUUUGAGCUUGGCAAGAUUGUCUACUCUGAUGCUGACUACUACCACACCGAGCUGUGGAUGGCACAGGCCCUCAGACAGCUGGACCAGGGCGAGGAAGCCACCAUUGACAAGGUCACUGUGCUGGACUAUCUUAGCUAUGCCAUCUACCAGCAGGGCGAGCUGGAAAGGGCACUGGAGCUCACCAAGAGGCUGCUGAAACUGGACCCACAGCAUCAGCGUGCCAAUGGAAAUCUGAAGUACUUCGAGUACACGCUACUGAAGCAGAGGGAGACAGAGCAAGCAGAUGAAGACUCCAAGCCACAGGAUGCCAAAGAGAAAACAAUCUCCAAGAAUAAGGGACGCCCCAAAGAUUACCUCCCCGAGAGGCAGAAAUAUGAGCAGCUGUGCCGAGGAGAGGGAAUCAAGAUGACUCCUCGCAGGCGGAGUCGGUUGUUCUGUCGUUACUCUGAUGGCAAUGGCAACCCGCAGUACCUGCUGGGCCCCGUGAAGCAGGAGGAUGAGUGGGACCGCCCACGCAUCGUGCGCUACAUUGACAUCAUCUCUGACCACGAGAUUGAGAAGAUCAAGGAACUGGCCAAGCCCAGGCUAAGGCGCGCCACAGUGCAUGACCCCCAAACUGGGAAACUUACCACGGCCCAUUACAGAGUCUCCAAGAGUGCCUGGUUGACAGCCUACGAGCACCCACUGAUAGAACGAGUUAAUCAGCGCAUCCAAGACCUUACGGGACUGGACGUCUCCACUGCUGAAGAGCUACAGGUGGCAAAUUAUGGUGUUGGAGGGCAGUACGAGCCGCACUUCGAUUUUGGGCGGAAAGAUGAGCCGGAUGCUUUCAAGGAGCUGGGCACAGGAAACCGCAUCGCCACCUGGCUCUUCUAUAUGAGUGAUGUGGCAGCAGGGGGAGCUACAGUCUUCCCAGAGGUGGGAGCUGCAGUUUGGCCAAAGAAGGGCACAGCAGUGUUCUGGUAUAACCUGUUUGCAAGUGGGGAGGGAGACUACAGCACACGGCAUGCAGCCUGUCCUGUCCUGGUGGGGAACAAGUGGGUGUCCAAUAAAUGGAUCCAUGAGCGCGGGCAGGAGUUCCGGCGACCUUGUGGCCUACAGGAGACGGACUGAUAAAGGGGGACGAACCCCCAUCUUCCUAAGCUCCCUAGUUGUCCCAUCAGCUCCCAGAAACGUCCCAACAAACACUAACCUAUCUCCCUACCUCCUUCCACCAAAGCCACCCUGAUACACCUCUCCACCUCUCCUUCCUCUGGUUUUGGGUUUGUGGGUUAAUGGGACAGAAAGCGCUGAGGUCCAAGGACAGACCUCUCCACAGAAGAGACAAUGAAACGGUUGUAUUGGGGAGUACAAAGCCUCUGUGCCCUUUCCUUCUCUCCCUUUUCCUCUUUUCCUGCUGUGGACAUGUGCCAUACCAACUCCGUCCCCUACCCAUCCGAUUGUGCGACUGCAGCUCUCUACCCCUCUGUUUUCAGUGUCGCUGCAGGAUAGUUAGGUGGAUCUCCUCACAUGGCUCCUGUCGUCUCUUGCUCCAUAACCAUCCCUUAGGUGUAAGAAACCUGAUAUUCAUAUUAGAACAUUGAUGCUUUGGCAAGUCCUUCUAUGUAGAAAGGUGCAGGUGAUGCAACUGAAACUGCAAAUAUGCAGCUGUGCUCGGGCUGUUGAACAUCACGCAGGACCUGACAUAAACACAGGUAACCCAGGCACAGAAGAAUCAUCUGAAAACUGGACAGUCAAUUCCACUUUGAUUCAUGACAGUUUGUUUUAUUAUGGCAGUGCUUUGAGUUAAUUUAUGAAUUCAUAUUUUUAAUAUUCUUAUGGUUCGUCAGUGGUUUGGAUCAUUUCUCAAGGAUUUUUAUUACAUUGAUUUUAGCAGAGUAAUCUGUGAACUUUUGUGUAAAUAAAAUUAUAUUUAGGAUUCCUCCACUUACAAGUUGAGGCACUUUUCAGAAUGAGCCAUUUUCUCAAACACUCACCUUCUUCACUUGAAUAUUAAAAUGGUCCCCCUGCCCUUGGAAAGAGCUCACUUCAUAAAGAGUUCCAGGGCUGAUCAAAUGUUUUUACAGGCUAGCACUUUUUCAUAUUGAAGUUAGUCUUGUUUAGUGUUCCUUAAAACGUAGGGGCCUUAAAAAGAUUAACAUUGCAAGCUGUUUCCACUGGGCCAGUACUGGUUUUUAUAGCGCACAGGGAGAAGAGAGAAACUGCUUGUCCACCAUCGCCAUGGUACACUGAUGGACACUGUUACCGAGUGACACUAACCAUCUGAAAAAAUGACCCUGCUUAAUUGACUGCCACACUGAUUGAAGGACUGGUUGUACUUGGAGGUUGAUUCCCCUAAGACAGACACUCCAGAGAACAAAUAACUGCAAUAGUAAAAACCUGCUUUGUUCUAAAGUCAUAAACCAAGAGUCCUGGAGUCACAGCUCUGCAGGAUUUGUAAAAAGCCAAGUCUUCUUAAAAAAAAAAAAGACACCUUUAAGCUAAAAUAGAACCGGCUCAUUAGGAACAUGUGUGGAAUAACCCCCCAGAAGCCACCAGGCCUUCAAGGACAGCAGCACUGGGUUUUAGAUGUGUCCUGGAUAGACCCUGUAUCUUCAGGGUUAUUACCCUGCUGAACUGGAGCUACCUUGACUGACCUGUCAUGCUUUCCCACAGCUGGAAUCAAGGACCAGCAUUGAGAGCCAGUGUAGAAAAAUAUUCAUAGCCGUUUUCACUAUUGCAAAAGGACAUCUUUGCCAAUUUGAAUCAAAAGCCUACUGCCAAGUGAAAAUUACAAACCUAUUAUGAGACAUGCAACUGUGGGUCAAGGCAUGAGUCCUCUGCCAACCAGAGAGCUGCUGACAAGCAGUCGGUUUGGACAGGGGAUGGAUAAAAGUUUUUGUUUCCCUUUCUCUGGGAUGAAUGGUAUGGAGAGCGAUUUUACACUUUGCACUGGUAUGUAAUGCUUUAAAAUGACCAGGAAGAUCCCAGAGAACUCUUUGCUAUGAAAGAACCCCUUUGAGUUACUCCCCCGAGCCCUCCUUUCCUCUUGUUUUCCUGGGAUGUCUGUGGGAGAUAGAUGCUAUUUAAGUCUAUGAAAUGCGAUCCUUUUGUAUGUAUUAAGAAAUGUGUGGGGAUAUUUUUUGGAUGUGUGAAAUGAGUGUUUUCUACAAAAAUAAAAAGUCUUAUGUUGAUUAAAAAAAAA